AUGCCGUCUACAGUGCAUAAAUACGCUGCGUGCAUUGUGAGGAAAUCUUCGAGUUCUUUAUUCAUCUUAUGUUGUAUUCUUUUAAUUUCUAUUGGAUGGACAAUUGUAAACCUAUUCAAGACCAGACAUGAGUCUGGCGCGGAACAAUCUGUUGUGGAUUAUAUAGCAGUAAAUCUCAAGGUGAAAAUCAAAGCUGGUGACUCUAUGACAACUGCACGUUCAGUUCAAAUCACUCUAUCGAAUACUGGACAUAAAGACAUAUUAUUUGGAAAAUGGAGGAUUUAUUUUUAUUCACUUACUCCAUCAACGACAAGCAAAACUGCAGGUUUUGAAGUUGGUUGGGUAAACGGGGGAUUGUACUUUUUGUCCCCUAUUAAAAACGAGUUUCAAGGAAUUUCCGCCGGUGGAAGUCUCGAUCUCAUCUUCCGUGAAUGGAAGAGUAGUGCAAAAAUUGAUCAUUUCCCAAACUGGUUUGUUGCUUCAAAUACGUAUGGAAUUUCGUCUCCAAGAAUAAUUGAAAGUACAAAGGACGAGAGCUUAUCAUUUGUUAGUUCAUUUGAAAACUCAUUUCAGUGGAAGAGGCACGAGUUUGAUACGUAUAACCCGUACACACCAGGAGAAAGGUAUGAAAUGAAUAAGGCAUUUCAAGAUGCUACUUUGAAAGGUGAAUUUAAUGUUAUACCAACACCAUUUUCUGUGAAAAUAGUCCCUAAUAAAAAAAUUGUUUUCGAUGACAAUUGGGUCGUUGUGGAACAAGCAUCCAUCAAUAAAGAACAUGUGCCAGCUUCACGCAUACUAGCAAUGAAACUGGGACUGACAGAAGUGCUGCAACCGGCAACAAAUAGAGGUUAUAUCAUGUUUGAAAGUGACAAAACUUUCAAUAAAGAACAAUAUGAAAUUAAAGUUGAGGCAAAGACAACGGCAAUUAUAAUAACUUCGAGCAAUGGAAAAGGGGCUUUUUAUGGUAUUCAAACGCUCAUUAGCAUGUUGGACUCGUCAAACAUUAUACCAGAAUGUAUAAUAAAAGACCACCCGAGGUUCCCGUAUCGCGGAUUAAUGAUUGACGUAUCAAGAAACUUUCAUAACAAAGAAACAAUUAAGAAGUUAAUUGAUCUUAUGUCGCUGUAUAAGAUGAAUAAAUUACAUAUGCACCUGACAGACGAUGAGGGCUGGAGAAUUGAAAUACCAUCGAUUCCAGAGCUGACAAAGUAUGGCUCGCGGCGAUGUAACUAUUUUGAAAAAGAUAAAUGUUUAAAUCCUAGCCUUGGAUCUGGGCCUUACUCGUCUGGUUUCUAUACUGUAAGUGACUUCAGAGAGAUAUUACGAUACGCAAAAGAAAGGUACGUUGAAGUGAUACCGGAAAUAGAUGUUCCGGGUCAUGCAUUGUCCGCCAUAAAAGCAAUGCAGUAUAGAGAACAAGAUUUACAACGACUUAAAACAGCUGAAAAACUACCGUCUUACAUUCUUUCGGAUGAUGUAUCUGGUAUUUCCUCGGUGCAGGGAUGGAUGGAGAAUUCUAUAAAUCCUUGUCUAAACGCGACUUAUAGAUUUAUCGAAACGAUUCUGUCUGACUUACAGGUAAUAUACCAAGGCAUACAGAAGCUGGACAGGAUUCAUUUUGGUGGUGACGAGGUUCCAACUGGUGUGUGGGAAAAAUCUAAAACGUGUCAGUCUUUGUUCCAUGGUAAUAGUCUUGAUCAUAGUACAAUAAAGAAAAUGUUUGUAUUUACAGUAGCAGAUAUUGCUCAUAAACAUGGCUUACAAAUCUCGAUGUGGGAAGAUGGAGUUUAUAAAAAGACUCAAGGGCCUUAUGAUGUAAAAGAAUUCAAACAGGAAGAAGUAUAUGUGAAUGCUUGGAGUAACAUGUGGGAGGCUCAGACAGGAGGUAGAGCGAUUGAAUUUGCAGAUUCCGGUUAUAAAGUAAUACUUUCCAUGGCCACCCAUUUAUAUUUUGACCACCCAUAUGAGCCAGAUCCCGAAGAACGAGGUCUAUAUUGGGCCACGAGGUACAUCGACACUUACAAAGUAUUUGGAUUUAUGCCUAUGAACAUAUAUGCUAACGCUGAGUUUGACUCACUCGGGAACAAAAUUAAUUUGAACGACUUGUGCCGUGGACCAUGUCCAAAUACCAAAGCUCCGGAUAAUUUUGUCGGCAUGGAAGCAUGUAUAUGGUCGGAAACGAUUCGAAAUGAGACUCAGCUUUUUGAAAUGACUUUUCCACGACUUCUUGCUUUUGCUGAAAGGGUAUGGCAUGAGGCAGAGUGGGAGAAAUUAAAGGCGCCCGAGGAAGGAGAUAAUACUAAAAGAAGGGACUUUAAACGGUUUGUAGAUAUUAUAGGAAAGAACGAACUGUCUCGUCUAGAAAAGGCUGGUGUGCAAUAUCGGAUUCCACCUCCUGGUUUGACAUUUACUGAAAGUAACAGGGUAGCCAAAAUAAAUAACUUUUAUUCUGGGCAUAAAGUCAUGAUGUCAUUUGGGAAUGAUAGUAAAUGGAGAAGUGUUGGCAAAGAAAUUCAGAUACCAGAAGGGGUAUCGGAUAUACAUGUGUAUGCUGUCUCACCCGUAUUAAACAGAAAAAGUAGAAUAGUUUCAUUAGAUAUCAGCAACGGUGCUGACUCCAUGUAUACAUACUUUAGUUGCACAUGCACCUUUUUGAUUUUGUCACUGUAUGUCAUUGUCAACAGUUAG
Mercenaria mercenaria is the source of this 2688-nucleotide messenger RNA. RefSeq names its product beta-hexosaminidase-like. Gene Ontology annotation, molecular function: beta-N-acetylhexosaminidase activity; polysaccharide binding. Gene Ontology annotation, biological process: ganglioside catabolic process; carbohydrate metabolic process; glycosaminoglycan metabolic process. The transcript has a single exon. NCBI's taxonomy places the organism in Eukaryota, Metazoa, Mollusca, Bivalvia, Venerida, Veneridae. Gene Ontology annotation, cellular component: membrane. The coding region runs from base 1 to 2688 and encodes 895 amino acids. The record is from RefSeq and is a predicted model, not a curated record.